Molecule: messenger RNA, 645 nt
Organism: Panicum virgatum (switchgrass)
Lineage: Eukaryota; Viridiplantae; Streptophyta; Magnoliopsida; Poales; Poaceae
Exons: 2
Coding region: 227-541 (104 amino acids)
Source: RefSeq, a predicted model, not a curated record
AGGAGCCCCCCUGCACGUUGUGUUGUGAUGAUGAACUCCGGCCGGCGAGGAAGCCUCCUCGGCCUGCCGACCAAGCUAACCAUGCUCGCACGCCGGCUUGGUCCUGCUUCGGAGGCCUCCUCUUCCGGCGGCGGGGGUGGAGGCGCAGGGUGGGGGACAUGCGCGGGGCUGCUAAAGCUCAUCUACCUGAAGCAGAGUGCGGUGGUGGACAGAGGAGGGCCGCACCAUGCAGGAGUACCAGCUCAACCUCAUCGUCCGGGAGCGCUGCAAGGACGGUCGCUUCAAGCACGCCCACGAGAUGCAGAUCUGCAAAUGGAUGCGGACCCUGCAGGAGACGCGCCUCCUCCUUGGCUUCAUGUCAAAGGGCGAGACGCGCUGGUUGAGAUGGAGAAGAGGGCAUCCAAGUAAGGAGCGAGUCGCCUACUCGUUGGUCGUCGCUCCAUACCCUGUAUGCAAGCUUGUCUCAGUAGUCCCAAGCAUGGAUGUUUGUCUAACAGUGCUCCUGCCGCCAGUGGUGAUUGUCAAGAGGAUUGACAAAUGACGCAGCAGGUUUCUCUCGACAGGUUUAAGGUAGAGAUGUAAACGAUCGAAUACGGACGGAUAUUAUUGAUAUCGUAUUUAUUUUCAUAUUUUUGUUUGAAUAAA